This is a messenger RNA of Opisthorchis viverrini, 657 nucleotides long. RefSeq lists its product as hypothetical. The record is from RefSeq and is a predicted model, not a curated record. The transcript has a single exon. Lineage: Eukaryota; Metazoa; Platyhelminthes; Trematoda; Opisthorchiida; Opisthorchiidae. Gene Ontology annotation, cellular component: membrane. The coding region runs from base 1 to 657 and encodes 218 amino acids.
AUGUUCCUCAGUUCUUUCCGCUGCUUUCUUUCUCCAACCGCGAUAAGUCCCGACCAAGUUGGUCCCUUCCACUCAUGGAGGUGCCACUGUGCAGCAUUUCGACGGAUUUUCAGACACUCACUUGUUUAUUGGGAUAGGAUUGGUCACCAGUACAUAAAUACAGAUGGACGCCAUGCUGUUUCCUAUCCAUUCAAUACCAAAGAACUUCACCUGUACUAUCAUCGUCACGUUUCAGGCUCGCCUGUGGAAGAUAUAUCUGGUGAUCUGUCUGCAUUACUGCACUGCAACUUCGAAAGCCCCGAAUGGAAGUUUUGUCACUGGACUACUGACCCACGUGACACUGGAGUUUUGUGGAGUAUUUCGGAGGUCAAUAACAGUGGAGCUGCUUGUUUAUCUCCUGCGCCAUUCCCACGUCUCCGUUUUGGACCACAACUAUCCGGAUCUGUCACACUCACUGGACGUUUGUGGAGUCAGACAAUUUUUGCAGGCUUUCCUGCGUCAUCGGAAAUGCUUUCAGGUCAUGGAAUGGGAGCACCAAAAUGCAUCCAACUGAGCUAUUAUCUGCAAGCCACCAAAGACACACCAAUUGUGAUUGACAAAAGCGGCACCGGUCGGUCAGAAAUGCGCUUGUCUCUUUUGAAACAUUCGACUGGGUGA